GCGAACCAGAUCCGACUCAUAUCGCACAUCCCAAUACCUCAACGCGACUCCAAACCACACACCUACUGUAGCUCUAGGCAGCUCCCGCUCAUCGAGCUCCCGCCUCUCCCCCUCUUCCAUCCUAGGUCUGCCUAACAAUACCGACACCGAUACGAUACCCACAACUACAACAACUCCUGACGUCCAUUAUCAGAACAAGCGAUUGACACACAACACGACGGACCGAUUCAAUCUAUAGUUUUACGGCUGUGUCACUUUGAAACGAACUACCGUGGUAGCCGACGACACCAGUUCCUGCCCGUCUGGCCAGCUGAUAGUGACGACAUCCCCCGAGGGCGCGCCCACUACCACUCCUCUCUCUGUUCCUCGUAUUUCAACAACCAAAGAACUCUUGAUACACCAGCUGCCAGACCAGACACAGCCACCACAAUGUUUCGAGCCGCGGCCGCAGGGCCUUACGAUGAGGCCAUCAACAAGGCAACCGACGAGAACCUCACGUCCGAGGACUGGGGCGCCAUCAUGGAGGUCUGCGAUCGGGUAGCCACCGAUGCCAACGGCGCCAAAGAGGCCGUCAAUAGCAUGAUCAAGCGCCUGGCCCAUAGGAACGCCAAUGUUCAGCUGUAUACCCUCGAGGUUGCAAACGCCCUCUCCCAAAACUGCGGCAAGAACAUGCACCGCGAGCUCUCCAGCCGCGCCUUCACCGACGCCCUCCUCAAGCUCGCCAACGACCGCAACACCCACACCCAAGUCAAGGCCAAGAUCCUCGAGCGCAUGAAGGAGUGGUCCGACAUGUUCAAGUCCGACUCCGACCUCGGCAUCAUGUACGACGCCUACUACCGCCUAAAGCAGUCGAACCCGACCCUGCAGCCGCCCAGCGCCCCGCAAAAGAAUGUGCUCACCGAUGCCGACCGCCAGAAGGAGGAGGAAGAGCUCCAGAUGGCUCUCCAGCUCAGUUUGCAGGAAGAGGAACGGAAGAAGAGACCUGCUGGUGCUUCGGGGGCAACUGCAUCCUCAUCCAGUGGUGGUGCGGCCGCAGGGCCGAGCAACGCCGGGGGAGCAGGAGCGUCAGGGGAAGGCACGAACUCAACCGCUGGCCAGGCAGAGGCAACACCUCAGCCGGUUCCCUCGAGUACCACGGCCGCUACUGUGUCCCGUGUCAGGGCGCUCUACGACUUUGUCCCCUCGGAGCCGGGCGAGCUGGAGUUCAAAAAGGGUGAUGUCAUUGCCGUGUUGAAGAGCGUGUAUAAGGAUUGGUGGAGCGGAUCUCUCAAGGGCAAGACGGGCAUCUUCCCUCUGAACUAUGUCGAAAAGCUGGCGGACCCGACCCCGGAGGAGUUGCAGCGUGAGGCGCAGAUGGAGGCCGAGGUGUUUGCGGAGAUCAAGAAUGUAGAGAAGUUGUUGACACUCUUGAGUGCUGGAAACACGGGUCCAAGGGAGGAGGAUAAUGAAGAGAUUUCGAAGCUUUAUCACCAGACGCUAGCGAUUCGGCCCAAGCUUAUCAAGCUGAUUGAGAAGUACUCGCAGAAGAAGGAUGACUUUACGCAGUUGAACGAAAAGUUCAUCAAGGCUAGAAGAGACUAUGAAGCGCUUCUUGAGUCUUCCAUGUCUCACCCACCAGGACCGACUUAUCACCAAUACGCAAUGAGACCUCCAAUGACCAAUAGCUACGGAUCUGGGGGAUAUGGCGCCCCUCCUUCGCAACAGCAGCAGGAGCCGCCCCGGUUCUAUAAUCCAGCGCCCGCUCAAGAUGCGCCCCAGUAUCCUGCGACUUCGCCGUCGCCAAACCCUAACCAUUUCAUACGUCCUGCUGGCACUCCUGCGCCUUAUUACAUGGGGGGUGCUGAAGGCCCAGGACAACUUCAGCAUCAACAGCAACCUCCUUACCCUCAACAGCAGCCGCAACCAGCAUAUGGUGGCCCCUCCCGACCUCAAGACCAGCAGCGAAAUCCAUCAGGACCCAGCCCUAUGGCUCCCGCCCCGUUGAACACAACUUCCUCGCCACCCCCAGGGAAUCAGUACACCCCUUACCAAGCCCCUGGCGCAUCCGGAGCCAACAACCGCACAUUUUCAUACAGCAGUACAAACGGCGGUGCCCCCCAAGAGCUCUCUACCUCAGCCUAUGACUCGCCCAUCGCUCAACACAGCACUAACCCCCUCUCCAACCCAUCCUACAGCGCUCCGUCCGCUCCCUCCUACAGCCAAGGGAGGCCUGGAGCUCCCACUGACGACCCCUACGGACCAACGAGCCCCGGAGCAGGAAGUAGCAGCAACGUAGGCUCCGCCCCUCCUCCUCCCUCCGGUCCCGCACCCUCCGCUCCUUCGGCUCCCUCAGCACCCGGUGCUCCCACCAGUUACGCACAGGGCGGAUAUCACAGCCAGAAUCCUUACGCCGCCGCUGCCGCUGCCGCUGCGGCAGCUGCUUCUUCACGGACGCAUGUCCCUGGGGUUUACGAUGGUGCUGGUAGCGAAGUAUCGUCGACGGCACCGCAGCCGCCUGCGGCAUUGCAGCCUGGUGGUGGGGCACAGCCUCAGUACAAGGCUUACGUGCCUCCUGGGGCGCCGUCAGCGCCGGGUGGUGGUCACGAGGGACCAAGUGCCCCGGGGGCGCCUGGACAGAAUGAUGGGUUGGCGGAUUAUUACCGGAGUGCUUACUAAAGCCCAUGAGGUGUUGUAGGGAAGUAAUAGGUGUGACUGUUUGGUUCUGGGUAGCUCUAGCAUGAGUGUUGGAAGAGAGGAUGAUGAUAGUAGCGUGUAAGGCGAAGAGUUGGGUGAUGUGUAGCUUUUUCCUGAAGGGAUUGGAGAUAUAGGUACGAAUAGAAGGAGAGAUGGAUGAGGUGGAAGGAAUGGAGCG
Molecule: messenger RNA, 2851 nt
Organism: Neurospora tetrasperma FGSC 2508
Lineage: Eukaryota; Fungi; Ascomycota; Sordariomycetes; Sordariales; Sordariaceae
Exons: 6
Coding region: 430-2655 (741 amino acids)
Biological process (GO): protein transport to vacuole involved in ubiquitin-dependent protein catabolic process via the multivesicular body sorting pathway
Cellular component (GO): ESCRT-0 complex
Molecular function (GO): ubiquitin binding; phosphatidylinositol binding
Source: RefSeq, a predicted model, not a curated record